UUCUCAAGUUCUCUUUCCUUCUCUGCUUUUCAGGGGAAAGCCUUCGAUUCCAAACCAGCUCUUAAUGGGUGCUUCGAUUUCACUUGGGAACCCUUCCCUUGUGGACAAUGCGAGCAAUUCGGACGAGAAGCCAAACGGGAAGAUGGAAGGGAGGAGGUCGGAGGCAGCGGAUAGAUGUGAAUUAUCAGAUUCAUUCCAAGGCUCAAAACGAGGCAUGUGGAAGAAGGAAGGGAAGAUUGCUCUGCUGCAAGAUGUUGAUAAGCUGAGAAAAAAGCUUAAACUUGAAGAGAAUGUCCACAGAGCAUUGGAGAGAGCUCUUACAAAACCAUUGGCUCUUCCUCGUCUCCCUCCUAAUCUUCCUUCACAUAUCUUAGAGCUUCUUGCUGAAGUAGCCGUGUUAGAGAAGGAGGUGUUAAAGCUGGAAGAGCAAGUACUGAAUUUCAGGCAAUGUCUCUACCAUGAAGCCAUCUACAUUUCUUCAACCAAAAGAAUCAUGGAAAACGGAACAGAUCUGUGCCAUGUUGGAUUCUCAUCACAGAAAUCUAAGAAUUCAGAGCAGUCCAAAGCUCAGUCUCUGUUAGCUAAUUCUGAUCCUUCAACUGGUAGCAAUUCUCCUUCAAUGCGUUGGUAUUCAGAUAGAUAUCCAAACCAAUCUUCUUCUAAUCGGUUCGCAAAUGAAAAGCGGUUUCCAAUGAAACUCAUUUCUUCCUUCGCUGAGGACUCUAUCAAGAAUAUCAAGCAAACAGUUGCAAAGAAAGCUUCAGGAUCUAGAGUUCUGGAUUCUCAGCAAGAAUUCCUUCAAACCAACAAGGAGAAGGUAUCUGAAGAUAUAAAUGAUGCAAACAAGCUGUCAGAGGAAAUCUUAAGAUGCCUCUUGAGCAUUUUGGCACGAAUUAGCUUGCCAAAAAGCACAGCAGCUGAGAACAAGAUACUCCCAUCAGUAUUAGUUUCUUGCGAUAAUUUAAAGGAUGAAGAGUUGCAGGAUCCUUAUAGUAUUUGCACAGAAUUUGGAAGGAGGGACAUCGGUCCAUACAAGCAUCUUCAUGCUGUGGAUUCAAGCUCAUUUGAUAACAAUAUAUUCUCAAAAUUUUCAUCUCUUUAUCAUAGACUAAAAUUACUACUCGGGAAGCUUGCAUCUGUUUGUAUUUCAGAGCUUACUCAUCAGCAAAAAUUGGCAUUCUGGAUUAAUAUGUAUAAUUCAUGCAUGAUGAAUGCUUUUCUAGAGAAUGGUAUGCCUACCAAACCAGAGACGAUAAUUGCACUGAUGUCGAAGGCAAUGGUGAAUGUAGGCGGGCAAUUGUUGAGUGCAAUGACUAUUGAGCACUUUAUACUUAGAUUGCCUUACCACUGGAAGCAACAAUUAAAAGGCGAAGCGAUGACAAGGUGGAGCAUUUUUGGGUUAGAUCGGCCUGACCCAUUGGUCACAUUUGCUCUUUCAUGUGGAAGUUGGUCCUCCCCUGCUGUGAGGAUCUACACUGCUUCUCAAGUAGAGCAGCAGCUAGAAGAAAGCAAGAGGGAUUACUUACAAGCUUCAAUCGGCAUAUCAAAGCCGAGCCAAAUGGCUAUUCCGAAGCUUUUGGAUUGGUACCACUUAGAUUUUGCUAAAGAUAUGGAGUCGCUGAUGGAUUGGAUUUGUCUUCAACUGCCAAGCGAACUAAGGAAAGAUGCAGUUCAAUGCCUUGAUAUGCGUAGGAGAAGCGCAAUUCCUCGGCCAAUACAAGUGCUUCCAUAUGAGUUCAGAUUCAGGUAUCUUUUGGAGCCAUAGAAGUCUCUUUCGCUUUGUAUGAUCCAAAUAUGAUAUAGAUUUUUCAAGGAUUGUUGGUUU
Messenger RNA from Phalaenopsis equestris, 1825 nucleotides. RefSeq lists its product as uncharacterized. NCBI's taxonomy places the organism in Eukaryota, Viridiplantae, Streptophyta, Magnoliopsida, Asparagales, Orchidaceae. The record is from RefSeq and is a predicted model, not a curated record. The transcript has 10 exons. Bases 65 to 1765 code for a protein of 566 amino acids.